GAUUUGUUUGUGAUUUUCGUGUGAACAUUAUUCUUCCAUGUCAGACUAACUACUGAUUUCGUUCUUUAUGAGUUGAUCUUGGAUGAAAGUUUGAUGUUGUGCCAAGAAGUGUGGCAACACUUUGUUGUUCCUCCUUUCCCCUUCUGACCUAAUGAAAUCUGAUAUCCCCUAACAUUAAUAAACGUGCCUUAUACAGAAGCAUUUAAAAUAGUGAGGUGUGGGCUUUUUAAAGUAAUCACUACAAAAUCAUUGUGGACUACACUGAUAGCAGUUGUGUUGAAUUAAGUGAGCAGUUCUCUGUCCUCCUCCAGAUUUAGUCAGCGCUUUUGUACUUUAAAAAAGCCACUAUUUCUUUCUACGUUUUUGCAGACAGAAGUCAUCCUUUUUCAUGAGAAAUGUGUUUUCUUUAACAUGAAGUCAAAGAACUGCCAGUUGUACUAGGAGGAAACAAGUCUAAAAGGGCUGUUCAUGUUUUGUUUUUAAUGUUUUUCCUGUGUUGAGACAAUUCCUGAAUAUUUUGUUUCACGUUGCAAGUUUUCUAUCAGGCAGAAUUGACCUGAGUUUGGAGGAUGAAGUCCAACCUAAAGCAUAUGGUUCCCCCAGUGAGUAAGGACAGAAUAAUCUCCCAGUUUCCUAAGUGGUACACUCCUGAGGCCUGUCUACAGUUCAAAGACCACUUCCAUGCGCAGCUCAGGACUGCCUGUCAGCAGAGCACUGGAACAACUGGAUACACUACAUUUCAAUUUUAAGAGUGCAGGUGAGUCACCUUCAGCCCAUCUGCUGUAUUCUGUGGGAGAACCCAGAGCAAAGAGAAUUAUUUGCAUGAGGCUGAAAAUAUCCAAAGUGGUGGUGGUAGGAGACGUCUAUGUUGGGAAAACUAGCCUCAUCCACAGGUUCUGUAAAGAUCGUUUUGAACGAGAUUACAAGGCGACCAUUGGGGUGGAUUUUGAAAUUGAACGUUUUGAAAUAGUUGGAAUACCAUAUAAUCUCCAGAUAUGGGACACAGCAGGUCAGGAAAAGUUCAAGUGCAUUGCAUCUGCUUAUUACCGAGGAGCAGAGGUUAUAAUAACAGUGUUUGAUCUAGCUGAUAUCCAGACUUUGGAUCACACCAAGCAGUGGCUGGAAGAUGCUUUGAGGGAAAAUGAGGCAAAUUCCAUCUUCAUCUUUCUGGUUGGAACAAAAAAAGAUUUGGUGUCAGAUGCUGUUUGUGAAAGGACAGAGCUAGAUGCUAUCCGCUUUGCCAAUGACAUGCAAGCAGAAUACUGGUCAGUUUCAGCCAAAACAGGGGAAAAUGUCAAAGAGUUCUUCUCUCGAGUUGCUGCCUUGGCCUUUGAACAGUCCAUGAUAAGGGAACUGGAGAAAACCACGGGGCACAUGGCUCAAAUUGGGACGGGAAACCUCAUCCGACUGGAACAGAACCUGAUGGAAAUCCCAGAAGGCAAUGCUCAAGAAAGCUCAAGUUGCUGUUGACUUUCAACUCUUUCUGCAAGUGCCACACUUCUCUGUAGUCCAGCAUAGAGUACCUGCAACAACAAAAGCUCUAAAACCAGAAUUAAAAGCUUGUAUUUUUAGAAAUGAGGGAGAACAACCUUAUUCAGACUUCCUUUCUGAGACUUCUCUUGUUGUUGAAGGCUUACUUGUGCUGAAUUGUAUUGUUAUAUAGGCUUCUUUCUGUGUAGUAAAAAUAUGACAUCCUUGUCUCAAUGCAAGAGGACAUUGCCAUCACUGUGUUCUCACCUAUCUGCCAGAAAAACUUGUAGUCAGAAGUUAUAUAACUGUAUCAUGUUGGGUUUUGGUAAUUUUCUAGAAAUCUUGAAUACUGAAGUUGCAUUCUCAUGGGAGCAGAACACAAAUGGCAACUUGGAAAAAAGGGUGCUACCCAUGGUUUUGCCUUAAAAAAAAAAAAAAGAAAAAGAAAAAAGAGAGAGAGAUUAGACCAUAGCAUAACAUUAUUCACAUUAUUCUAGCUUGCUUUUAUGCAUUACAAGUUUAUUAAAGCUUUUACGAAAGCACCACUUUAAGAAAAAAAAAGAAAGGAAUAGUUAUGAAAGCACACAAAUGCAGGCUGUGUAGUUUUCAGUGAUUUCUCCAUCCAGAAAAAAAAUCUACUUUUCUCUUUUCCACUAAAGAAUCAAAGCCCAACAUUCAAAUAUUCCCAAGCCUGGGAGAGGUCCUGAUAGGAACCCCUCUGUUUUAUCCUGGCUGCCAAUUAUUCAAAAAAUGCUACCAGAUAAUAAUGCUAUAAUUUUUCAGCAUCUUCAAUAUGACAGAAUAGUCUCAUAAUGAUGCAUGACAUAUUUCAUUCAUGUAUGAAAUGAUGCAUGACAUAUUUUCAGUCUUCCAUAAGGGAUGCAGAAUUCUUCUUUGCAUUAAUCUUCACAAAAAUUGUCUACGCUGCAGUUCUGUUUAGUUGCUAAGAAUAAUUGUUGGCAUUUUAUUGUAAUUCAUUUUUUUUGUUUGUUUAUAGUAUUGUACCAUGAUUUUGGAGCCAUAUGCAGUCUCAGUCACAGUCAUACCUACCUGUGGUAGGAACUCUGAGCUGGUAAGGUUAGAUUCAGUACUCUUGCUAAACUUUUAGUCACUCUAUCUGCCUUUACUGGACAAGAUAAUUUGAUCACUUGAUGAUAGGAGUAAUUUGCUCCACUGCUUAAUGGAAGCUAUAAUAGCAGAGAAAGAACUUUUGCCAAUUUGUGAAAAGUUUAAAACUAUAUGUGGAUUUAGAUGGAUGGAUGGGAAAUGGUGGAGUUUUCCCAAGUAGACAUAUGCUUAUUAUGCCACAAGUUGUUUGCCUUAAGAGGUCAUCGUUACUGAAUGCUUACUGUAGAACCUGCUCUUUGAGCACACUGCUGAUACUUGGUGUGCUGGCUGGAACAAAAAUCAUUGCUGCAGUUCUAUAUUUUCAAAUACCCUUUGACUUAACCUUGUGCAGUUAUUUAGAGAUUACAAUCAUUGCCUAAUGUGGGGAGAUUGGCUCUAGGCAACUCUGAAUGUCACUCGAGUAAAGCAGCUGUAUGAAGAUAUCCUCCUCUUUGGGUAGGAAUGACUGAUGCCAAAAGAUACUGCUGUUAUAAAAACCAUUCCUGUUGACAAAUGACAUUGCCAGAAAUUUGAAUGACAAAUAACAUUGUCUGAAAUUACAGUAUAAAUAUUUACUCAGUAUAUGUGAUUGUGUUAGUAUGAUUGAUUUUGGUAAUUAGGUUUCAACUCCAUAAGUACAAAAGUUAAAAGGAAAUACAUAAAAAAUUAUAGAGGAAUGAAAUGAGUACAUCUUGCUGAACAGAAAGACUGCUCCUCUGUAUCAGCAGCUUAUAGCUUUUUAGUUCUAAGACUAAUCCAGCAUUACAUGCUAUGCUACAUAAGAAAGCAUGGAACAUGUUCUGUAGUGCUCUAAAUUUCAUACUGCAGCUGGGGAGAAAGAAGAAAAUAUAUAGCUAGUUACAGGUUACAGUUUUGGAAGAUGUUCAUUCAGUCAAUAUAGAAAGUACAGUACCUGGAAAAUUGAGAAAAUAAAGAUAGACAUUUGAUAUUCAAUCUACACAUUGAGUAUGGCCUGCAGGUCAAGGAAAGUGAUCCUACUCUUAAGCACUGGUGAGAUUUCACCUGGAAUAUUGAGUCCAAAUGUGAAGUCUCCAGCACAGGAGAGACAUGGACCUGUUGGGGUGCAUCCAGUGAAAGGCCACAAACAUGAUCCAAGGGUUGGAACACCUCCACUGUGAGGACAUGCUGAGGGCUGGGGCUGUGCAGCAUGGAGAAGAGAAGGCUUAGGGGAGAACUGAGAACAGCCUUUCAGAAUCUAAAGGGGAGAUAUGGGAAAGAAGGGGACAGACUCUUUAACAGGUCUGUGUGAUAGGACAAGGGGAAAGGGUUUCAAAUUAAAAGAGGGGAGAUUUAGAUUGGAUAUAAGAAGUUUUUUUUUUUUUACAGUGAGGGCGGUGAGGCACUGCAUAGGCUGCCCAGUGAGGUGGUGGUACCCAGUCCCUGCAGACAUUCAAGGCUCUGAGCAACAUGAUCUUGCUUAUAGAUGCAUUGCAUAUAGAUCCACUGCAGGGGCAUUGGAAGGCACCUUCAAAUGUCAUCUAGUCCAAUUCAAAUGGUUCAGUGACUGUAAGCUAAAAAUAUUCUAGAUUCUCAACCAUUUAUUUCCUCAAAAAUUGUUUGAAAAAGUGAGGGGAAAGGUAGCUUACAACCUUUUAAUUACUUUUAUUUUUCUGUGACUUAUGAUGUAAACUAGAGUAAUUACAAAUAAUGUAAUAGACAUCUAGAAUCUUUUUUUUUUUUUUUAAGUCAAUUUUUUUCCCCAAUUGAUUCUGUUGGCAAGGACAACAAUAUAGCAUUUGGUGAAGAUGAAUAUGUAUGGGUAUGUAAAGAGUUCUUUAUCUGAUUGUGGAAUAUUCUGACCUGCAUCUCUUUGACAAGAUGAUGAAUAUAUGCUCUACUUGUACCAUGUCUGAUACUGAGUGAGCACCAUAGGCACGAUCUUUGUGCUUACUGAGUUUGAACGAGAGUAGAAAAAGAUGUUUUACUCUACUGCUGUGUAUUAUGUAUGCAUAUAAAACAUGUUGCAUUUCUGUAAUGCUUUUCAGAAGCAAUUUUACAAGCCCAUUAGAGCCACAUAACCAUUGCUUCAUACUGUGCUGUGCAUGAGUACUGCUAACCUCAUAUUACUGAUAGAAGCUCUUAGAAAUAGUAUUAGAAUCCUUUGUUUGCAUAUGGAAAUUUUUCUAUGAACUGAUUUGAAACUCAGAAUUUUGUGUGUUGUUAUCAUCCAUUUAUUCUCAGUUUGCUUCUUUGUUAAAGACAUUAAUGUAACAGGAAAUAAUUUAUAUAGUAGUUAUUAUUCUAAAGAUGUGCUUCAAGGCUGUUUGCUACCCAAGAUGAACAGGUCUGAGCCUGGAUUUCUGACCAAA
Gallus gallus (chicken) is the source of this 4907-nucleotide messenger RNA. RefSeq names its product RAB36, member RAS oncogene family (gene RAB36). NCBI's taxonomy places the organism in Eukaryota, Metazoa, Chordata, Aves, Galliformes, Phasianidae. Bases 682 to 1470 code for a protein of 262 amino acids. Gene Ontology annotation, molecular function: GTPase activity; GTP binding. The transcript has 11 exons. The record is from RefSeq and is a predicted model, not a curated record.